This is a messenger RNA of Gilbertella persicaria, 531 nucleotides long. RefSeq names its product mitochondrial carrier domain-containing protein. Gene Ontology annotation, biological process: fumarate transport; succinate transport. The record is from RefSeq and is a predicted model, not a curated record. The transcript is spliced from 6 exons. NCBI's taxonomy places the organism in Eukaryota, Fungi, Mucoromycota, Mucoromycetes, Mucorales, Choanephoraceae. The annotation marks the transcript as partial.
GAACAAUCUUACUUGCCUGCACAUAGCUCUGCUGGUCUAGCAGGUGUAUGCACCGGCAUCGCACAAGCUGUAACGUUAGUGACACCUCUGGAGAUGAUUAAAGUGCGACAACAAACAGAGUUGGUUACCCAUAAAAGUCAAGUAAGAAAAUAUACUGGCUUGAUUCAAACAGGGUCCCUCAUCAUACGUCAAGAAGGUGGAUUGAUGGCUACUGUCGCAAAACAAUCUUGGGGUUUAUUUGUCAAAUUCUCUGGAUACACCGAGAUCAAGGCCAUGUUUCAAAAAGCGUCUGGGAGAUCUGAUGAUACUUUACAACCAUGGCAGCAUAUGGCAAGUGGAGGUUUAGCCAAUGUACUUGUGGGUGUACUAAACUCACCGCCUGAUAUUGUAAAGACAAGAAUGCAAGAUGCUGGAAGACUAUACACAAGUACUUGGGAUUGUAUCAAGUCGAUGGCACGUCAAGAAGGAUUCAGAUCAUUUUUUAGAGGAUCUUGGCUUCGUAUUAUCCGCGUUGCACCAGGUAAUUUCUAG